Molecule: messenger RNA, 2199 nt
Organism: Venustampulla echinocandica
Lineage: Eukaryota; Fungi; Ascomycota; Leotiomycetes; Helotiales; Pleuroascaceae
Product: p-loop containing nucleoside triphosphate hydrolase
Exons: 4
Coding region: 1-2199 (732 amino acids)
Biological process (GO): cytoskeleton-dependent cytokinesis
Cellular component (GO): septin complex; cell division site; microtubule cytoskeleton
Molecular function (GO): GTP binding; molecular adaptor activity; GTPase activity
Source: RefSeq, a predicted model, not a curated record
AUGCGACCCAUGCCUGGAGACGAUGCCUUUGGAGGGCGGUCACGUAGUGGCAGCGUGGCCGAUAACGACUUGACACCGCUCGUAACUCGGUCCCAACAACCACAGAUGACAUACUUCUUCGCAGACGAGAAAUCGAUAGAGGAGUCCGACUCUAACGUAUCACUAUCGCCAGCGUCCUGUUUCCCCAAACAGCGAGAUCCGAAUACUCCCAAGGGGAGCAUGUAUGGCGUUGAGAGCCUGGAAACCACCACAAGCUCCCUGCAGAUCGACGACCAGGAGGAUGAACAAAGGAUCCAAAAGGCCCGCCAUAGCCGGAAAAAUAAUAUCGGGCUAUCUUCCUCCAGACCGUCCGAAGAAGACCUGUCUGAUGCUGCCUCUGCAUAUCCUUCUUGGAAGUCCUCGGCGGAUAUCAGCAGGAAUGUGUCCCCCUCUCACCAGCGACGGCCUUCUCAAACAGGUAUUUCCAGACCGAUCACGCCUCUAUCAUAUGGUUCUCCGGCGCCUGCUUCUGUCAUGAGCAGCCCAGGUUCUCGCAGAAAUUCUGAUGCCGGCUCGUAUAUGGAUGAUAUUGCGAGCCAGGCUAUUAUAUCUAGCGGGGAUGAGGAGCGAGAGAUUAACCCCCAGUUGAUGGAUAGUGGGAGUGCUCCCCAGCUGGUCAUGCCUAGUAUAAAGAUGCCUAGCAGACGUCCAUUUACCGAGAGCGGAAAGAGCAUGGGCAGGCUGAAGGUGUUGAUUGCAGGAGAUUCUAGCGUUGGCAAGACUUCCCUGAUCAAGGCAAUCGUCCAGACCUGCGAAGACAUUGUACACGUUGACCCUUUGUCCCCGACCGCCAUAUCGAUCCCAGAGACCCGGCGGAGGAGUUCAAGAUCGUCCAGGAAGGGUUCCUCCAAUAUGCAAACUACCUCUCAAAUCACAGAAGUCUAUGCGAGCACAAAGCCAUAUCCUGCUUGGUGGUCUGAUUUGGAGGAUAGCCGUAUAUUGCAGAGGAGAAAGAGUCUGGGUGAUUCGGUCUUGGAGAGGAAUUUGUGUUUUGUCGACACGCCAGGAUAUGGCAACAAAACCUCAUGCUUGGAAUGCAUCACCCCAGUCAUUGAUUAUAUGGAAUCCCAUCUUAGAAAAGCUACGUCUCCUGAAAACAUAAGCGAAUCGGAUAUGAUAAGCAUGCUCAGUGGGAAUGGAGGAUCGCAGGUUGAUCUCGUUCUAUAUGUGAUUUUACACCGCAUAAAACCAGUCGACAUCGAAUAUUUACGGCGCCUAUCACACCUGACCAAUGUCAUCCCACUGGUUGCGCAAGCAGAGCACCUAUCCCAGGACGAGUUAUUGUCUAUCAAGGAACAUAUUAGAGGUUCAUUGCAAGAAGCUAACAUUCAUCCUUUCCAUUUCGCCAGUGUUCCGAAAGGGGCUCACUCACAUCCCGAAUCCCCGUAUGCGAUAUCUACUACCGCAUCCAAAGACCACGAAAACAUGGAUGCAAGUCUUCUGAUGUCCCCUGACUAUGUCUCACCCCUUAUUCCAUCAGAGUUAUCUAUUCUGGUAUCUCAGAUAUUUGAUCCAUCGAAUAUCUCCUGGCUCCGCCAUUCUGCUGCCAAGAAAUUCAUACAGUGGCGCGAUUUCAGCACACCUUCACAAUCCAUUUACCAGCCAAUCGGUGCCUCGUCCUCACCAAUAUCAACGGCGCCAGUCGGUGCAACUACUUCAUACGCACUGGCCCGAAUCACCGACCACGCCCAAAGAGAAGAGCGCAUAGCGCAAGUCCGGCUUGCCAACUGGGCAGCAGACUUACAACGAAGCCUGCAAAACGAGCGCGCGCGGUUUGAUCAACUUGCACGAAGUGAGAGGGCCGUCUGGCUUACCGAAAGGCUCGGUGAGUGUGUCCAAGAUGGUAGCAUCAUCCCAAUUUCACAGGCACGCAAGCAGGAUGAUGGCUAUUCAUGUUCUCUGAUUAAGCAAGGUAGCUACUCGAGACGUAAGGAGUGGUCAAUAGGGCCGCAAAGAGACAUAGAUGUACAUGAUCCAUUGGGUUUGUUGCAAUUAAAUGUCGAAAUGAAGAAGAGAGGUUGGGUCGCUGUUAAGUUCCUCGGUGGGUUUGGAAUCCUCGGUGGGUUGGCGUUCUGGCUGGUGAGGACAUGGCAAGGUACGAAUAUUUGGGGAGUUCCGGGAAAGGACUGGGCUGAGUUGGGCAUGGCUGAUUGGAGAUAA